Chelmon rostratus (copperband butterflyfish) is the source of this 1060-nucleotide messenger RNA. Its product is annotated as tetraspanin-1-like. Bases 46 to 786 code for a protein of 246 amino acids. The record is from RefSeq and is a predicted model, not a curated record. The transcript is spliced from 8 exons. Gene Ontology annotation, cellular component: membrane. NCBI's taxonomy places the organism in Eukaryota, Metazoa, Chordata, Actinopteri, Chaetodontiformes, Chaetodontidae.
GACAGACUUCACUGCGAUACAGUGUGGGGAAAAAAAUCUGCCAAGAUGUGUUGCUCCAGCUUUCUCAAAAUGAUGAUGUUUGUCUUCAACGGCGCCAUUUUUUUGGCAGGUGCAGCCAUCCUGGGCGUGGGAGUGUGGGUGAAGGUGGACAGUAGUUCUUUGCUGGAUUUACUGGAUCACGAAGGUGAGGAUUCAGCCGGGGUGCUGCAGCUGGCCUACGUCUGCUACGUGCUCAUCGCCGUGGGCGCCCUGCUGCUGAUCGUUGGCUUCCUGGGCUGCUGCGGAGCCGUGAGGGAGAGCAAGUGUAUGCUGCUGACGUUCUUCAGUAUCGUGCUGAUUAUCUUCCUCAUCGAGGUUGCAGGAGCUGUGGUGCUCUUCGUCUUCAAAGAUGUAGCUGGUGAACUCCUUCGGGAUGUGCAGGAUGAAAUUAGCCAAAAAAUUAAAAAUGAAUAUGGAAAGAGUGAUGCUCUGACUUCUCUGUGGAACUCCACCAUGGAGGAGUUUCAGUGCUGCGGAUUCAACAACUUCACAGAUUUUGAUGGCUCCAAUUUUACCGUUGAAAACAAUUAUCCAAAACAAUGUUGCAAUUCAACCAUCGCCGAGGAUCAGUGCACUGAAGCCGCGGCACAGAUGUCGGCGGUUGGUGGAUGCUUUGACAAGCUGCUGCAGCUGAUCAAGGACAAUGCUGUGAUUAUUGCAGCUGUGGCUGUGGGAGUCGCUGCUCUUGAGAUUGCUGCCAUGGUGGUUUCGAUGGUUCUCUACUGCCGGAUUGGCAACAAGGCGUAACGUUUCCUGUUUGGGAUGAAAUAAUGACAUUGUAAAUGGUGUAGAAAUUGUACUCGAGUGCAGUUUUUGAUGUAUGGAGUUUCUGAGUGCUCUACAUGCAUUGUUGGCAUGUAAUCAAAGCUGGAGAGGAAGCCAAGAGAGCUGAUGUGUUCUUAGCUUCACGACUGUGUCUGUACACAUUUAUACCAUGAUUUAUUUAUGUUUUAAGAAGGGCUGGUGACUCAGGUGACUUUGUAUGUGCUGAUACAUAUAGUGAGUGAUGUGUAAUGAUGCA